Erinaceus europaeus (western European hedgehog) is the source of this 2587-nucleotide messenger RNA. It is a transcript of the gene HPCA, whose product is annotated as hippocalcin. Bases 1224 to 1805 code for a protein of 193 amino acids. Gene Ontology annotation, molecular function: calcium ion binding. NCBI's taxonomy places the organism in Eukaryota, Metazoa, Chordata, Mammalia, Eulipotyphla, Erinaceidae. The record is from RefSeq and is a predicted model, not a curated record. The transcript has 4 exons.
ACUGGAUAAUCUCUCCUGCCCAGCACAUCUCUGCACCCGCCCCGAUGACCCAGUUCCUUGGACCUUCAGAAGGGGCCUAAGGGACACACUACACAGCCUCGGUGGGCUCCACACAUUUCCUCUGUCCCCUCCCACACACUUGUUCAGUGGGUCCUCAGCUUGGGGUAGAAGAGGCUGAUCUAGAAAGGAGGGUCACCAACUUGCAGAAACAUGCAUGCGACACAUUGAAGACACACACAGGUCCCUAAAUGGCUGCACAGGAACACCCCACACACACUGCGAUGGGCUCAUACCUAUUCACUGCCCCAUACAUGUACAUGCACGGACAUGGACAAGACUCCGGGAGACAGAUGCAACGCAAGACGCAGGGACACACAUGUAUGCGUGAGCCCAUGCUCACCCACAUGUGCACCGAGGUUCAUGAACAUGCACACAUGUUCCCUGCUCCCAGCUGGGGGGGGCAUGCACACAUCCUGCAUUCCUGGCUAGAACUCCUGGCUGCCUUCCCUCUGGCCACCACACUCUCACCUUCUGCAUUCAGGGGACCUGUCUGGAUUAGAUGAAAGAUAAGUGAUGAGGGAGGACUGACUGGUUAGGGAUCUCUCUGGGAAAGGGACCCUGAGCUGAUCUGGGAAGGGUUGCAGCUCCCUCUUCUGGGACCUGGAAGCACCCUUGAAAAAAAAAAUAAGAAAAAUAAAUAGCAACGGUGCCUGAGGGUCCCACGUGUCACUGGCCAUGUGAGAGGGGUUGGUCUGGGGAUUGGCUCCUGGGGGCAUGUGUGAGUCUCAUGGGGUCAGGGGCUGCUGGGUCUUGGUGCACAGGGUCUGUGAGCUGCUUGUGCACGGUGCCAUGUGUCAGUACAUGUGAGAUGCAGAGCAGAGCAAACACUGUUGCGUUUUGGUGGUGUGGGCCAUUAUGUGAGUGGCAUAGGACCCAGUGUGUGGAUCUGGUGAGCUGCAUGUAUAAUGUGUGUCAGCACUUACUUAACACGUGUGUGUUGUGUUAUCUAUGUGUGUGUGUUGUGCGUGAGUCUUGUGGCAUUGGGCAUAUGUGGAUAAUUUUUAUUCAACAUUUACACACACAAGGAUCAUUCCAAGUGCUUCAUUUAAUCCCCAAAGUAUUAAUGAGGUAGGUAUCAUUACCCUCAUUUUACAGAUGAGGCACUGAGAGUUGAAGGAUGCAGCCUAGAGGUCACAGAACUGGUGGGACUUGGCUUGGUGGCCAUGGGCAAGCAGAACAGCAAGCUGCGGCCGGAGAUGCUGCAGGACCUGCGGGAGAACACGGAAUUCUCAGAGCUGGAGCUGCAGGAGUGGUACAAGGGCUUCCUCAAGGACUGCCCCACGGGCAUCCUCAACGUGGACGAGUUCAAGAAGAUCUAUGCCAACUUCUUCCCCUAUGGGGACGCCUCCAAGUUCGCAGAGCAUGUCUUCCGCACCUUCGACACCAACAGCGACGGCACCAUUGACUUCCGGGAGUUCAUUAUCGCGCUAAGCGUGACCUCUCGCGGGCGCCUGGAGCAGAAGCUCAUGUGGGCCUUCAGCAUGUAUGACCUAGAUGGCAACGGCUACAUCAGUCGCGAGGAGAUGCUGGAGAUCGUGCAGGCCAUUUACAAGAUGGUUUCGUCCGUGAUGAAGAUGCCAGAGGAUGAGUCGACCCCGGAAAAGAGGACUGAGAAGAUCUUCCGCCAAAUGGACACAAACAACGACGGCAAGCUGUCCCUGGAGGAAUUCAUCCGCGGGGCCAAGAGCGACCCGUCCAUCGUGCGCCUGCUGCAGUGUGACCCUAGCAGCGCCUCCCAGUUCUGAGAGAGAGGAGACCCACACCCUCCCCCCUCCCUGGCUCUCAGCUUCCUCUCCUUGUCUCUCUCCAGGUUGGGGGUCAGAUUGGACCUCCCCCUCCACCGCCAGAGUUUGCACUGGAGGGAGGGUUCUCUAGAGAAAGGAACUGUGCAGACCUCCCCAAAACCAAGCAAGUAGUCCGCAAACACCCCCCCCAAAAAAAACCCCAAAAAACUCUCAUGGCAAUAUCCCCCUUCCGCAGCAUCUUAGCUAGGUUUGCCCUUUAGUCCCCUGCCCUUACCAAGAUCUCAGAACUUCACCCCUCUCAGCACCCUCCACCCUCCACAGCCACUGGGACAAGCCCCCCCACCCCCCAUCUAAGCUGUGUGAAGGAGUGCUGUCAUCGCCACAGCUAGGUGAGCAACCAGCUUUUAUUUGAAAGGGAGCAAAGGUUCCAGAAUGUGGGGGUCUGAGGAAAAGGCUUCCUUGGGCCAAACUUCUGCGGAGGCCCUCAACCCUUCCUGCUGCAGCUCCUGUUGGCCGACUUCCUUGAUGCAAAAGGAGCACCUCCAUUCCUGUCCCUCUGCCGCUCAGCACAGCCAAACAGAACCAGGGACCCCUCCGUAUAUUUUGCUUCUCAAACACACUCACAGGCCCCCAGACAGACGGGCAAAUGCACCUGGAUCCCCCUUGCUUCCCCCCAGCAGUGUCCUGUGCAGGAAAGCCAAGCCCUCUCCCCGCUGCAUGCAUCCAAGUGGAACAUCUCUGUUCUUUUUAAUAACUUCAGAAUAAAGUCUUGUUUCAGUGCA